Messenger RNA from Xenopus tropicalis (tropical clawed frog), 911 nucleotides. RefSeq names its product mitochondrial genome maintenance exonuclease 1-like. The record is from RefSeq and is a predicted model, not a curated record. NCBI's taxonomy places the organism in Eukaryota, Metazoa, Chordata, Amphibia, Anura, Pipidae. The annotation marks the transcript as partial. The transcript is spliced from 2 exons.
AUUCACCUUACCUGCAGAAGGAUAAUAAGGGAUGUACUGCAGCACAAAUCUUUCCUUCCUGCUUUUAUAUCCACCUCCUGCACCUGCCUGAGCAGGAAAAAGAAACACAAUGGUUAUGAUGAGGUUAACCAAGCAAAAUACGAAGGUUUGGUGCGUACUGUCACUGCCUCCCGCAUCAGUCCACAGACACCUGAUAGGUUAUUUGAAGAAGACAAUUUUUUGUUUGGCAAAGUAGUAAAAUCAAAGACUGCAACACAAACACCUGAGCCUAAGGCUCCUCAGAACUGGGUCCCACUAAGCAACCCAAAUAAAGUUAGUUUGCCCCUAGAGAAGACCGACUUUGACUUACCCCUGAAGAUCAGUUUACCAGCAAGAAAUCAUAUGGCAAAUGGCACAAUUCCUAGUGUUACCAGAAUCCUACAGCAAACCAUGCCCAUGGAACAGGCAUUUUACCUUGAGAGAUGGAAGCAGAGGAUGAUCAUGGAAUUGGGUGAACAAGGCUUCGCUGAAUAUACUGCAGCUCUCUUCUCACAGGGAAAACAGUUCCACAUGCAGCUGGAAGAUCUGCUUUUGGCUCUGGAUCAUGGUAAAAAAGAGGAGCCUGAGGGGUCCACAGGGUACCUGAGCAGUGUUCAGCAUGUUCUGACAGACAUUAUUGGAGUUAAGUCACUUGAAAGUGCAGUGCACCACUCAGAGCUGCAGUACUUGGGUCUUGUAGACUGUGUGGCUGAAUAUCGGUGAGAAAAUGUUCUUAGUAUCUCAGUGAAUUGAUUAAAAUCAGUUUUUUUUUUUAUUUUAAAUGUGUAUGUGGGGAUAAUUAUCUUCUUAGGUCACAGGGUAAGAUUUGUAGCCUAGGGGGAUAAAUGAGCUAAGGAACUGGAAGCAUGUUUAUCAAGAGGUAAAACAGAGAC